This is a messenger RNA of Varanus komodoensis (Komodo dragon), 2146 nucleotides long. It is a transcript of the gene KLHL41, whose product is annotated as kelch like family member 41. The transcript has 6 exons. Bases 102 to 1922 code for a protein of 606 amino acids. Gene Ontology annotation, molecular function: protein binding. Lineage: Eukaryota; Metazoa; Chordata; Lepidosauria; Squamata; Varanidae. The record is from RefSeq and is a predicted model, not a curated record.
CUUCAAGCUGGGCAAAGCACAUUGAUCUGUCUUUUUCUGGCAGACCUAGGUACCAGCAAGAGGGCUUUCUCUUCUACCUCCUUGUCUAAGCCUUCUGCAUAAUGGAUUCCCAAAGAGAACUCACUGAAGAGCUUCGCCUUUAUCAAUCCACUCUUCUUCAGGAUGGCCUCAGGGAGCUUUUGGAAGAGAAAAAAUUUGUUGAUUGCUCCCUAAAAGCUGGGGAUAAAAGUCUUCCUUGUCACAGAUUGAUUCUAUCAGCCUGUAGUCCUUAUUUCCGCGAGUACUUCUUAUCAGAGCAAAGUGAGGAGAAGAAGAAAGAGGUAGUCCUCGAUAACGUCGAUCCGGUCAUUCUCAACAUGAUUGUUAAGUACCUUUAUUCUGCGAGCAUCGACCUCAAUGAUUCUAAUGUGCAAGAUAUCUUUGCCUUGGCGAGCCGCUUUCAAAUUCCUUCUAUUUUCACUGUGUGUGUUUCUUACCUCCAAAAAAGACUUGCUGUUGGUAAUUGCCUGGCCAUCCUUAGAUUAGGUCUCCUCCUUGACUGCCCAAGACUAGCACUGUCUGCCCGUGAUUUUGUCUCAGACCAUUUUGUGAAGAUUUGCAAAGAGGAGGACUUCAUGCAACUUGCGCCUCACGAACUCAUCUCAGUUAUUUCGCCAGACAGUUUGAAUGUUGAAAAAGAGGAAGUGGUUUUUGAGGCUGUAAUGAAAUGGGUGAAGACAGAUAAAGAGAAUCGAAUGAAGAAUCUUGGAGAAGUGUUUGACUGUAUCCGCUUUCGCCUGAUGGAGGAGAAGUAUUUCAAGGAACAUGUUGAAAAGAAUGAACUAAUCAAGAGCAACGCUGAUCUUUCGAAAAAAGUGAAGGUUAUUAAAGAUGCCUUUGCUGGGAAAUUGCCUGAGCCUACCAAAAGUGCAGGGAAGUCGGCUAAAGGAGAGGUUAAUGGCGAUGUAGGGGAUGAAAAUUUGCUCCCUGGUUACCUAAAUGAUAUUCCAAGGCAUGGAAUGUUUGUCAAAGACCUCAUUCUUCUAAUCAAUGAUACUGCUUCUGUGGCUUAUGAUCCUACAGAGAAUGAAUGUUACCUGGCAGCGCUGUCAGAACAGAUUCCCAGAAAUCAUUCCAGCAUAGUCUCUAAGCAAAAGCAGGUCUAUGUCGUGGGAGGACUGUAUGUGGAUGAAGAGAACAAGGAACAGCCUUUCCAGUCAUACUUUUUCCAGCUGGACACCAUAACUUCUGAAUGGGUUGGCCUUCCUCCACUACCAUCAGCCAGAUGUCUGUUUGGACUGGGAGAACUGGAGAACAAGAUCUAUGUAAUUGCAGGCAAGGACCUCCAAACUGAGGAGUCUCUGGAUUCAGUGCUGUGCUACGAUCCCACAUCAGUCAAAUGGAGUGAAGUGAAAAAGCUCCCACUCAAGGUUUAUGGUCAUGCUACAGCUUCCCAUAAUGGAGCUAUAUAUUGUCUUGGGGGCAAGACUGAUGAUAAAAAAUGCACUAACAGAGUAUUCAUAUACAAUCCCAAGAGAGGAGACUGGCGUGAUCUUCCCCCCAUGAAAGUGGCUCGCUCCAUGUUCGGUAUUGCUGUCCAUAAAGGCAAAAUUGUCCUUGCGGGAGGUGUUACUGAAGAUGGCCUGUCGGCUUCUGUGGAAGCAUUCGAUCUCGCCACUAACAAAUGGGAGGUUAUGCCAGAGUUCCCACAGGAGAGAAGCUCUAUCAGUUUAGUUGAUCUGGCUGGCUCCUUAUAUGCAAUUGGUGGUUUUGCGAUGGUUCAGCUUGAAUCAAAGGAGUUUGCACCUAAUGAGGUGAAUGACAUCUGGAAAUACGAUGAUGAGAAGAAAGAAUGGUGUGGCAUGCUGAAAGAAAUCCGCUAUGCAUCUGGGGCUUCCUGUCUUUCAGUUAGCCUGAAUCUGUUUAAGCUGUCAAAGCUGUAAAUGGGAAGUCAGAUGAGGAAUAUUUUAUGGCCUCUGGUAUUGAUGUGUAAACCCAUCCUGUACAGAGAUUAAUAACACAAUUCAUUCAUUUAAAUUGUUAAUGUAUCUAUCCAAAAUAUGCAUUAACUGUUGUAGGUGUAAAAUUCCCCCACCCGUUUUUACUAACAUUUUGAAUUUGAAAUAAAUUGUACCACAAGUUUGAAUAAAAUUGAAUUUGACAAAAA